UAGCUGACAUUCCUGGAUUGCAGCACUUCACUUUAAAUUCAUAAGACAUCAUUGUUUCUCCUUUUUGCUGUGGGCUUGUUUGGUGAUGAGUGUCAUUACAGUCCAGUGUGUGAAAAUGGUGACAGCCAACAUGUUACUGAGUUUCUUCUUUGUUUCAGGUGCUUUGGCUGAUUGUCCUCAUCAUCCAGCCCUAUUCAUUACUGCACCAAAGAACAUGGAAGCACUGAAUGGAUCUUGUCUGCAAAUCCCAUGUACCUUUCGUGCUAAAUCUGAAGUGGAAUUCAAUAGCACAGGCACAACCUUUGGCGUGUGGAUUAAAAAUAACCUUGAUUUUGGUAGAUAUCCACACAAUGUGAUUUUCAACAGUAGUGGGACAGUUACCACCUAUCUGUUGAGUAUUAAUGGAAAUCUGAAUCAGAAAAACUGCACCACUUUAUUUUCCAGUGUAAUCACAAGUUACACAGACACAUACUACUUCAGAAUUGAGAACUGGCCAUUUGUGUCAACAGCUGUUUGUGAUCCUCUUCAAAUAACAGUUAAAGAUUCUCCUCCAAGCCCCAGAAUUGAGAUCUCAGGUGAUCUGAAGGAGAAGGAGUCUGUCACUAUAACCUGCUCAGCUUCCACUCCCUGUCCACACUCCCCUCCUAAACUCACCUGGAAUCUCCAACAAGACCCUCACAACACAAUAGAGGAAAAAACAGAUCGAACCUUCACAACUAAAAUCCAGGAGACCAUCACUCUGUCAGACAAACAUGAUGGAGUCACCAUCACCUGUUCUGCCACAUAUCCUGUGGAUGGAGGAAACUAUAGGACAGCAGAGGACAGAAAGACUCUUAAUAUUCCAUACUCUCCCAGGGACACCUCAGUGGUCAUCAGUCCCACUGAUCCAGUGUCAUUUGGCAGUGUGGUGAACCUGACUUGCUCCUGUAGAGGAAACCCUGCUGUUGUCAACUUUGUGUGGUUCAUGAUCACUGAUGGCAGACUGGAAAUGAUCAAAGUUGAUACGCAGGUUUAUGGCUUUAAGGUGACCAACAGUGAUCGAGGCAGAGUGUAUUAUUGUGGAUGCAGAAAUGAUCUCGACAUUCAACUCUCAACAGGACGUCAGCUGAUAUUUGAAGAUGAUCAACAGUCUGAAGCAGUUAGUGUUGAAGUUAUAGUGAAGAUCCUGGGAAUCAUAAUGCUCAUCAGUACACUGGUCAUCUUUGAGUGCUGGUUUAGAUCAAGACAAUCCACCAAACCAGUGAAGGAAUCCCUACACCAUUGCACGAAAGACCCCAGCAACCAAAGCAAGGAUGCAGGAGACGCAGUCUAUGUCAACAGUACGGUGACGUUACAGCCAUGAUGAGCCAGGAGGAGAGGAGGAAGAUGUCUUGUUCUCUACAAAUACAACGACAUACUGUAUAGUUGAGUCUGUACUCACUUAGUCUCACUGUGCCAGUUACAAUAAAGUGUAGAUUUUCUCUGUAGAUUUGCUAAA
Epinephelus fuscoguttatus (brown-marbled grouper) is the source of this 1477-nucleotide messenger RNA. Its product is annotated as B-cell receptor CD22-like. The coding region runs from base 86 to 1342 and encodes 418 amino acids. Lineage: Eukaryota; Metazoa; Chordata; Actinopteri; Perciformes; Serranidae. The record is from RefSeq and is a predicted model, not a curated record. The transcript is spliced from 9 exons.